ACGGACAUAACGGUGGACAUGGCAUCAACUCUUUGUCGACGUUCAACAAUCCUCAAUUCAUCUCAAUGAUUUGCAUAAAUUGGACGAAUUCUGUGCUCAUUUCUGACCAAAACGCGACAUUUUAACAUGAAUUAAUUAAUGUGUUCGUGAAAUAAAGAAUGUUGUUGUUCCUGGUAGUGGGGAUUCUUGUAGGAUGUACUGAAGCUUUUGAUUCCCAUUUACGCGGUCCUUCUUUCAUAAUGGAACCACCACCGAAACUCGAAUUUUCGAAUUCGAGUGGAGGUUGGUUGGAUUGUUCAGCUUCAGGGAACCCACAACCUUCCAUUGAUUGGCUUUCGGUGGAUGGAACCUCCGUCGGAGAUGUGGCAGGAAUAAGGAGGGUUCUCAGGAACGGAACUCUGCUCCUGCAACCGUUUCCUGCGGCCGCUUACCGGCAGGACAUCCACAGCACGGUCUACAGAUGCGUCGCUUCCAAUUCAGUUGGACGAAUCAUCAGCAGAGAUGUGCAAAUAAGAGCAGUGGUUGCACAAACGUUUAGAGUGGAGGUGGAAGUUACCGGUGCGGCUAGGGGAUGUACAGCAGUGUUAAAAUGUAUAAUACCGCCCUUUGUUAAAGACUUAGUUCGGAUUAUUUCGUGGAUUCAAGAACCAACGUUUUUUAUUUAUCCGUCGUUGCAAGGAGAUGGGAAAUUUCAUCAACUACCAUCGGGGGAGCUUUUAAUACACAAUUUAGAAUUCAGUGACCAAUUUCCAACAUAUCGGUGUAGAACAAUGCAUCGUUUGAGCAGACAAGUUAUUGUAAGCAGUCCUGCCAACGUCAGAAUAGUGGAAAAUCGGGGCAUCGUUUCUCCCGUAAUGCUGGAAAAUUCGGGAACAGUUAUUGUUGCACAGGAUGAAGGUGCAGCAUUAAUAUGUAUUGCACAUGCAUGUCCGCCACCAGAAUACAGAUGGUAUGCUCUUUCUGGUGUUGAAAGUAAUUUAAUGGUGUCGGGCUCAAGGAUACGCCAGUUGGCUUCGGUUCUGGCUAUCGAGACUGUUACCACAGACGAUGCCGGAAUUUAUCGUUGCACAGCUUCAAAUGCAGGUGGCGAAGCAAGCGCUGACAUCCGCCUCGUUGUCGCAACAGCUUUGCAUGUGGAAAUCUCCCCACCCAUGCUCACAGUCCAUAUGGGCGGAACGGCGGAAUUCCGUUGUAUAGUUUCAUCGUCCAACGAUGGGCCGCACCUUCUCACAUGGUACAAAGAUGGGCGCCAGUUGCCCAGCACGGGUCGAGGAUCCAGCGAAACUCUGGUUAUCAACAACGUGGGUCGCGAAGACAGGGGGAUGUAUCAGUGUAUAGUCCGGCGAUCGGAGGGGGACACGUCCCAGGCGUCAGCCGAGCUGCAACUCGGGGAUGCCCCACCCAUUCUUCUGUACAGUUUCAUCGAACAAACUUUACAACCUGGGCCUGCGGUGUCGCUCAAAUGUAGCGCUUCGGGGAAUCCCACGCCGCAGAUCACGUGGACUCUUGAUGGGUUUCCCUUGCCAAGUCACGGCAGAUUUGUGAUAGGACAAUACGUCACAGUACAUGGCGAUGUAAUUAGUCAUGUGAAUAUAAGCCAUGUCAUGGUUGAAGAUGGGGGCGAAUACACUUGCACAGCGGAAAAUCGGGCUGGGAAAAGCUCUCAUUCGGCUCGUUUGAACGUUUACGGAAUGCCCUACAUUCGUCUGAUUCCCAAAGUAACCGCUGUGGCCGGUGAAACAUUACAACUGAAAUGUCCUGUGGCGGGAUAUCCCAUUGAAGAAAUUCACUGGGAACGUUCAGGGAGGGAAUUACCGGAUGAUCUAAGACAGAAGGUUUUAAAGGAUGGAACAUUAAUCAUACAUCCUGUUGAGAAAAAGGCAGACUCCGGGGUGUACACUUGUUGGGCAAGGAACAAACAAGGACACAGCGCAAGAAGAAGUGGAGAAGUUAGUGUCAUAGUUCCUCCUAAGGUUAGUCCAUUCUACGUGGAAGACACUUUGCACAUGGGUGACCGUGCAAGUUUAACAUGUUCUGUAACCAAGGGUGACUUACCAUUGACCAUAACCUGGCGCAAAAACGGCCGUACCGUCGAGCCCGCCCAUAUGGUCUCCAUCACCCAAGUGGACCAAUUUACUAGCAUUCUAGUGAUCGAGAAACUCUCCUCGGAACACAACGGCAACUAUUCGUGUGUUGUGCGUAAUUUGGCAGCAGAGGUGUCUCACACCCACCAAAUGGUAGUGAACGUUCCUCCUAUUAUUGAGCCCUUUUCCUUUCAAGACGGGCUGUCGGAAGGCAUGCGAACUCGUACCGUCUGCGGCGUGAGCGCCGGGGACCCGCCACUGGUGGUCUCCUGGCUCAAAGAGGGGCAACCGCUGACGCCUUCGCUGGGCGUCAACGUGUCGGCCCUUGAUCCCUAUUCUAGUCUCCUCAGCAUUUCUAGUCUUGAUUCGAGACAUUCCGGGGACUUCACGUGCGUGGCCAGCAAUCCGGCGGCUGAGGUCAGGUACACCGCCAAGCUACAGGUCAAAGUACCACCAAGAUGGGAAGUUGAACCGGUCGACGUCAGCGUCGAAAGAAAUCAUCAAGUUUCAAUACACUGCCAAGCCAAAGGUGUUCCCACCCCGAUUGUCACAUGGAAAAAGGCAAUAGCUGGUAAAUCCGGCGACUACGAAGAAGUCAAAGACCACACGCACACCCGCCUUCUCGGAAACGGUACCCUCAUCCUCCAACACGUCAAAGAAGACCGUGAAGGCUACUAUUUGUGCCAAGCUGAAAACGGAAUAGGCCCUGUUAUCGGAAAAGUCAUCCAACUUCGAGUCAAUUCCCCCCCAUAUUUCGCAGCCCCCUCCCGUCUAGUAACAGUCCGAAAAGGCGACACAGCUUUUUUGAAAUGUGACGUAAACGGUGAUAAACCAAUCAGCGUGAUUUGGUUACGAGGCAGCAAAAACGAGCUAAACCCCUCGUCCAAUUACAGAGCGAGUGUCAAACAAGAUGUAACACCAGACGGUGUUACUGCAGAGUUACAAAUCAUCAAUACACAAUCAUCAGAUAGCGGCACUUACUUCUGCCAAGCGAGUAACAUGUAUGGGAAAGAGCAACAACUAGUGCAGUUGCUAGUACAAGAGCCCCCUUCAAGUCCCAAAGAACUUGAAGCAACAAUGAUUAGUAGUCGAAGUGUCACUCUUAAGUGGCACCACAAGUCUGGAAACACCGACGAAGUGUUUAAGUUUUUAGUCGAGUUUAAGGAAUCUGACGGGGGGUGGAAACAAGUCGACCUUAAUGACGCCCCCACAUUCACUGCCCUCAUUGAGAAUUUAAAUCCGGCGACGAAAUACACUUUCCGGGUGUUUGCGGUUGGUUCAGCGGGGAAAAGUCCCCCAAGUCCGGAGUUGGAGGUCAGGACGGAGCCCCAAAGACCGGCGGGGGCCCCUUUAAAUUUGUCAGUUCGUCCGUUGUCUUCUACGGAACUUAUAGUGACAUGGACGCCCCCAUCGCCGGAAUUGCGACAUGGGGAUAUCCAAGGGUUCAAUGUUGGGUAUCGGACGACGAGUAUGAGUGCUUAUAAUUUUACCACUGUCAUGGGGGAUGGGGAAGAUGGGGGUGAAUUGGUCUUGGGGGGAUUGGAGAAGUACGCGAGGUACUCGAUUGUGGUUCAGGCGUUUAAUGAAGUGGGGACGGGGCCCUUGUCGGACUCGGUCUCGACACAGACCAUGGAAGAUGUACCUGAUAUGCCACCAGAAGAUGUUAGAUGCGCGGCCUUAACUUCUCAAUCGUUGCAAAUUAGUUGGCAACCACCACCAACUGAACAUUGUAACGGACUUUUACAAGGGUACAAAUUAACAUAUGAACCUGUUUUAGACGAUAAUUGGAGAGGAAACGACGAAAUGGAAACACGAAAGACAACAGCUUUGACAACUGUAAUAACAGGGUUAAAAAAAUUCACUAAUUAUAGUCUACAAGUCUUAGCAUUUACUAAAGUCGGUGAUGGGGUUCUUGCCCCACCCACGUACUGCCAAACUGAAGAAGAUGUACCUGGAAGUCCAGCUGAUAUUAAAGUAGCAGUAAGUUCGGCUCAAUCUUUAAAGCUAUCAUGGCUGCCACCUUUAGAACCAAAUGGUAUUAUAACAAAAUAUAAUUUGUACAAAAGAAGUCUAGAUGGAAGACAAGAAGUAGAUAAUGCCAAACAAACCAUUUCUAGUCAACACACAAGUUAUGAAAUUAAAGGGAUUCAAGCACAUAUUGAGUACCAGUUUUGGGUCACUGCCUCCACUAGGAUAGGGGAGGGACAGAGUUCGAAGGUUGUGUCGCAAGUGGCAACGUCGAGAGUCCCUGCCCGAAUUAUCUCUUUUGGGGGCACCGUCAUCCGCCCCUGGAAGACCUCCGUGUCUUUCCAAUGCGAAUCGGUGGGCAACCCCAAACGCGAAUGGCUUCGUGGUGAAAAACUCCUCAAAGGAGGUGCCAACGCCAACCAACAACUCCUCGACACUGGUGAACUAAUCCUUGCAAAUUUACAACUCCAUGAUGCUGGUAACUACACCUGUCAAGUGGACAAUAACCAAGGUUCCGACAAGAUAACCUACCAUUUGGUGGUCCAAGUCCCACCAACUGCUCCACUUUUAUACGUAUCCAGCGCCACCAGUAGUAGCAUUCUCCUAAACUGGAAAAUUGGGAAUGACGGAGGAGCACCAAUCAGCGGCUUCACACUCAAUUACAGAAAAGAACACGGGGAUUUGGACGAAGUCCAUUUAUCCAGACAUGCAGUGAGCUAUGAACUGAAAGGACUUUCAUGUGGGACGACAUAUCAUCUGUAUUUGACAGCGCAUAACAUCGUCGGGAGCAGUCCUGCGAGUCAUUCCUUGCAAGCAAGGACUCAAGGACACCCACCUGGGGUUCCCCCAGCUUCGAGUUUCAUUUCCCCGAAUUCGACGUCGGUGUUACUUCGAUUGCACGUGUGGCCUGAUAAUGGGUGCCCGAUUUUGUAUUUUAUUCUACAAUACAGGAAAGCCUCAAGUUCGCAGUGGAUUCUAGUCUCAAAUGCUUUAAAACCCCAAAAACGGACUUCCAUCACUGGACUUACUCCUGCCACCAAAUACGUGGUCAAGCUAGAAGCCCAUAAUAUUGCCGGUUUUGCAACUGAAGAGUUUGUUUUCAUGACUUUAACAAAAGACGGUGGCGUACCACCGGUCAAUUUGCUGAAACACGGACACAAUGACUCGUCCAUCUAUUCAGAUAUUAGGUUUAUUAUUCCGUUGUUAGUUUUGAUAAUUGCUGUUAUUAUUUCAAUUCUGGGGGCUAUUCUCUGUUUGAAACAUCGACAAAGCGAAAUCGCUAAGGAACUUUUAGAUAAUCAACACAAUGCUGAAGCUCAAAGAGAAAGAUAUUACGCGACAAUACAUAAAGCAGCUUUAGCAGCGGGAGAAAAAAUUCCAGAAACUUCCGAGGACAUAUCACCUUAUGCAACAUUUCAGUUAUCAGAGCCAAGUACCUUACCACAAAACACCAUGUUACAUAGUUUCAUGUACCAUGAACACCCCAUGACCGAGGGGUGUGCUUCGCCGCCCCCGAGUUCCUCAGUUCUGCGAAGCUCGCCCUACUAUAAUAUUCAAAAAUUUCAAGGUGGCAAGGGCCACGGUAGAAGACGUUCUAACCGAAAAAAUGAGGUAGAUAGUGAUGAAAGUGAGUCGGACACAGAACACAGAACCGAGUCUUCCACACAGUUAGAAGUUAAACGAAAACAAAGUAUCUUGCACCAUGGAACUCAAUCGAGUACGUCAUCUGACAUAUCCCCCAUGUCUGAAAAAAAGUCGCUUCCACGACGAAACCGAUCAAGGUUGUCGCCCCAAAGCCGGAGUUUGUCUCAAAGACAGAUUUUCUCCCGGUUGUCGUUGGCCGAAACGACAUUUUCGGAAAAAAAAUCUUUAGAUCACAGUACAACCGAUCGACCAGAACUGAGUGAAGCCGAAUGUGACAUCGACACAAUCAAAAAAUUAAAGUUAGGUUUGAAAUCGUCUUUUUGGUCAAAACCGAAUGAAUCCGAUCAAAUAACGGACUAUUCGAUUGCUGUUUAAGCUGUUGUAGAACAUAGUUCAAAAUCAAAAUUUUAUACAAAAAUUAUAGAGUUUAAAAGAAUUUUACGUGACAUUUUGGAAGCAUUUUGUACACUAUGACAAUGUAGAUUAAAAUGUUUCUUCUUUCAAUUUAUUGUAGAUGCAGUGAUUCUCCGGAAGAAUAAAUGUCUUAUUCCUC
Molecule: messenger RNA, 6249 nt
Organism: Tribolium madens (black flour beetle)
Lineage: Eukaryota; Metazoa; Arthropoda; Insecta; Coleoptera; Tenebrionidae
Gene: Dscam2
Product: Down syndrome cell adhesion molecule-like protein Dscam2
Exons: 26
Coding region: 159-6071 (1970 amino acids)
Biological process (GO): cell-cell adhesion; axon guidance
Cellular component (GO): plasma membrane; axon
Molecular function (GO): protein binding
Source: RefSeq, a predicted model, not a curated record